Molecule: messenger RNA, 621 nt
Organism: Manihot esculenta (cassava)
Lineage: Eukaryota; Viridiplantae; Streptophyta; Magnoliopsida; Malpighiales; Euphorbiaceae
Exons: 2
Coding region: 86-463 (125 amino acids)
Cellular component (GO): cytochrome b6f complex
Source: RefSeq, a predicted model, not a curated record
CACCUUAUCCACUUUCAUCCCAAUACAAAAAGGUGAUCUUUGCUUCCUCUUCUGCCCUUUGCAAGUUCUCCUAUCCAACAAAGUCAUGGCGACAACCGCAGCUGCCUUCACCCCCGCAAGAGUCGCAGGCGAAGUGGUGAGUUUCAGCAGCCAGACCCAGAAGAGAAUGAACAAGGUGGUGCACAUAAGAGGACUGAAUCCCUAUGGAGGUCUCAAAGCCCACAACGGUGUCGUCUCCUUAGGGAUGCCAGUUAGCACUGAGCAGUGUUUUGCAAAUGUUGUUAGUUUAAUUAAAACUUCAUCAAAUGGGAAAGGGAGAGGUGGAGGUGCAGUGUCCUCAAAGUGCAGUAAGGUGGGAGAGAUAUUUGAGAUUGCUGCCCUUAUGAAUGGGCUUGUUUUGGUUGGAGUUGCUGUUGGAUUUGUACUUCUCAGAAUUGAAGCUUUUGUUGAAGAAUCUGAGUGAGCCUUUUUGUUCAAAGAUAAGAAGGUGCUUAAUGGCUAUACAAUUGUUGUUUCAUCAAUGUUUUCAUUUUGUAGAACUGAAUUGUUUGAGAUGAAAGCGCUGCUACUUCCAUAGCUAAGCUUCUUAAUGGAAAAAGGUUGAUUGGAUGUGCUUCAAAA